CCCACCGCUGAUUGGCUGAGAUGCGGCAGAGCGCGCCGUUCAAAGUAUCGACAACCAAGGCGGGCAGUUGAAAAUCCGGCGCGUUUUUGUCGUUAUCAUUAUUGUUUAGAAAGAAGGGGCGUUAGUGGGGGGUGAGCUCCAGUGAGGGGUUCUUGCUUCGUCUCGAGAUCAACCGCGAGACGGGGCUGCGGGGGGCAAGUCGGAGGUCCCUGGUGGUGGUGCGCGGAGUAGCCGUUGGGCGGACGCAGAGCGCUGCUGUCCUUCCGAGCUGCUCUCGUUUCUUUCGGGACUUGACUCUAGUGGCCGGACCAUGAGUUCGAUGUGCGGCAAUAAUGUUAAGAAGGAGGAGAAGGGCAAGAACAUCCAAGUGGUGGUGAGGAGCAGGCCGUUUAGUAUUGCUGAGCGCAAAGCUAAUUCCUAUUCUGUAGUGGAGUGUGAAAAUGCAAGGAAAGAAGUUGUUGUUCGCGCUGGAGGGAUUACAGAUAAGACGGCAAGAAAGACUUACACGUUUGACAUGGUUUUUGGAGCUCAAACUAAACAAAUUGAUGUGUACCGGAGUGUUAUGUGCCCCAUUUUGGAUGAAGUACUUAUGGGCUAUAACUGUACGGUUUUUGCAUAUGGCCAAACUGGUACAGGAAAGACCUUCACUAUGGAAGGGGAAAGAUCACCUAAUGAAGAAUAUACUUGGGAAGAGGAUCCACUAGCUGGCAUAAUUCCCCGUACACUGCACCAAAUAUUUGAAAAGCUUGGAGAAAGUGGAACAGAAUUUUCUCUGAAAGUGUCUUUGUUGGAAAUUUACAAUGAGGAGCUCUUUGAUCUGUUGAAUCCAUCUCCAGAUGUUGGUGAAAAGCUACAAAUGUUUGAUGAUCCACGUAACAAGAGAGGUGUAAUAAUCAAGGGUUUGGAAGAAAUAACUGUGCACAACAAAGAUGAGGUCUAUCAGAUCUUAGAAAGGGGAGCAGCUAAAAGAACCACAGCAGCUACUAAUAUGAAUCAGUAUUCUAGCCGGUCCCAUUCAGUAUUUUCAGUCACCUUGCAUAUGAAAGAAACAACAAUAGAUGGAGAAGAGCUUGUUAAAAUUGGGAAGCUAAAUUUGGUUGACCUGGCAGGUAGUGAAAACAUAGGCCGUUCUGGAGCAGUUGACAAAAGAGCUCGUGAAGCUGGAAAUAUCAACCAGUCCUUGUUGACCCUGGGGAGAGUAAUAACUGCUCUUGUUGAAAGAACCCCACAUAUUCCAUACAGGGAGUCAAAGCUCACUAGAAUCCUGCAGGACUCCCUUGGAGGACGCACAAAAACUUGCAUAAUUGCUACAGUUUCUCCAGCUUCAGCAAAUCUUGAGGAAACACUGAGUACUCUUGAAUAUGCUCAUAGAGCAAAGAAUAUCAUGAAUAAGCCUGAAGUGAACCAGAAGCUCACAAAACGGGCACUUAUUAAGGAGUACACAGAAGAGAUUGAGCGCUUAAAACGAGACCUUGCCGCUGCACGAGAGAAAAAUGGAGUCUACAUUUCUCUGGAAAACUACGACGCUCUUCAUGGGAAGCUGACUGUCCAAGAAGAACAAAUUGCAGAGUAUAUUGUGAAAAUUGCAGCCGUAGAAGAAGAACUGAAAAAAGUCACUGAUUUAUUCAUAGUUCACAAACAUGAGCUUGAGCAGUACAAAACAGAGCUACAAGUCAAGGAACAAGAACUUGAAGACACUCAGAAGCACCUGGAGGUGACCAAGACUCUUCUUACUGAAGAAGAGUAUGUGACAUCAGUUCUGGAAGUCACAGAAGAAAAGCUUCACGGAACAGCCAAUAAGCUGCUUAGGACAGUGCAAGAAACUACCAAAGAUGUGUCAGGUCUUCAUGCAAAAUUAGAUCGUAAAAAAGCUGUUGAUCAACAUAAUACCGAGGUACAAACUGAAUUUACAGACCACAUGAGUGCUCUCUUCAACAAAAUGCAGAACUCAGUUAGUGAGAACUACUGGAAACAGCAGCAGAUGCUGGACUAUUAUAGUAUCUCAGUUGGUGACUUUCUCUCUACCAAUUCGUCAGCCUUUGGAGUUACUGCUGCAGCUAUUGUUGAAGCGUUCAGUUCCGUGAAAGAGAGAGUUGCUGCAGAAGUGUCUCUGGUUUCUGAAAAGAUCCUGAAGCAGGCCUCUCUGACAUGUGAAAUGAAAAAUGAUCUGCAGAAACUGAUAGAAGAGCUGACAUCUGGAAUAUACAGAGAGUUAAGUAGUCUUGAUCCUGUUGUAAAACUUGUGCUGAAUAUUAAUUUUCAACUGCAAAAUAACUUGAAGGAAUAUUCAUCAUUGGCUGAAAAGGUGAAAAGCUUUAAAGAGGAAACUACUAUCUUCUUUGAAAACCAUACUCGUGAUUUAAGUAAACUGCAGGAUGACAGCUGUCAGAUGUUGGCUGAACUUUAUCAUAAUUCUGAAAAGUUGGAGAAGGAGAUGGAACUGGCAAGGCAGGCCCAUGAAGAGGGUAUAGCCCAGCUUGUGGCUUCUCUGCAACAGACCCAGGAGAAUAUCCAAGGGCUGCAAGAGAAAGGAAGUCAUUUGAAGCGAAAUAUUUCUGCUGUGCAGGAAAACCUAACUGUGCAAACUGCAGGACUUGCCAACACCGUUGCUUCCCAGCAGAACAAGCUAACUCGGCCUCUGAGCAGCUUUCCGCAGGAGAUUGAACAACUGAAUGAAAAAAACAUAAAAAUAUUGUUAAAUUCAGUUGGUCACUGUGAAUGUCUGAGCAGCAGCCUAAAAAGUGUGUGCCAGGAAGCCAGCAACCAGGGUGAAAACACAGCAACAAAGAUAGGCUUCAUUAUCGAUCAACAGACCGACUUCCUCAAAAGCAGGAAGGAACACCUGCAAAGGUUCUGCAAGACUCUUGAUGACAGCUGUGAUGUAUCAGUUGCUAAAAUCACACACUGCCUUGAUAGACAGAAGGGUGCUUCAGACAUAGCCCUGCAGAGGCUUCUUGACCAGUUGCGGAAAGAUUAUGACGUGCUUUUGAAACAAAAAGAGGCACUCCUGGAGGAAGCAGAAGAUGGGUGGACACGGGUUCAUAGCUUCAUGAGCACGGAACUCCAAGUGGACGUCCCAACAGGGGCCACCCCACAAAGAAAAGAUUACCAUUACCCUGUAGCAAUUAGGAAAGCAGAACCCCGUGACCUGUUGCUUCAGACAUUAAGGAAACGGCAGCUGGAGCUUGCCACUGUUCAGGAGGCUGCGGAGUCCAUGACUGAAGAGGCCUUGGAUAAGGAGACUUUGGAGGAUGAAGAGCAAACCAGAGACACCAAUGACAGCCUGUCGAGUGAAAAAUCCUUUUUGGAGACCAAUUUGCUCAUUCAUACCAAUAGCGGUGUGCCAUUCUUCCAGCAUAAGAAGAGCGUUAAAAAGGAGAAAGAGAACAGGUUGGCAGGCUUAUGCGACAAGGAUGCAGACCAGUUUCAGAAGAGGUCAAAAUGUCCAUUAAAGGAUCAGAAUUAAGGAUAUGCAACAUCCCCGCUUUUUUGUCACCUGUUGUAUCACUUCUCAGCUUGUACAUAGUGCCCUGGGGUCACAGAUUAUCAGGCAUGUCAGUUGUAUAUAUGCUGCCACUUAGGGUUUUAUAUGCAAUUUAAAACUUUUUCAUAUGGUUAAAAUAUUGUAAGAAAUUUAAAACUUCUUUUUAUAAAGUUAAAAUGCUAAUGUGAAUAACUAUCUCCCCUAUAAGGGAAACAAACACAAAUGACUGGAGUAGAGCAUAUGCUUAGCCUGAAUUGUCAGAAGUUGUUCCUCAGUUUAUUAAUUGUAUGUAUUUUGUACAGAACCAGUGUCUUAAUCUGGAGAGGAAUUCCCUUCGUGUUAGAAAAAAAAUCCUUACCUGCCAGAGAUAGAAUUGAACUUCUCAAGAUAUUAAACAUCUGAAGAACAAUUGUAAA
Sphaerodactylus townsendi is the source of this 3900-nucleotide messenger RNA. It is a transcript of the gene KIF11, whose product is annotated as kinesin family member 11. Gene Ontology annotation, molecular function: plus-end-directed microtubule motor activity; ATP binding; microtubule binding. Lineage: Eukaryota; Metazoa; Chordata; Lepidosauria; Squamata; Sphaerodactylidae. The record is from RefSeq and is a predicted model, not a curated record. Gene Ontology annotation, biological process: microtubule-based movement; mitotic spindle assembly. Gene Ontology annotation, cellular component: nucleus; spindle microtubule. Bases 311 to 3466 code for a protein of 1051 amino acids. The transcript has 22 exons.